CUUCUUCGACUGGGAGAAAUGCCUUUUUAAAGUGAACGGCUGCACUCUUUUCACAAAGUUUUUUUUUUUUUUUUCCCCCCUUUCACUCUUGACAGUUGGAGUUGCAAGAAGUGCAUUGUCCUGGUUGGAUUUCUACAACAAACCCGGGUUUCAAAAGCCAUAAGCUUCUUUUUUGAAGACUUCUAGGAACUUUCAGAGAAGCAGGUUGUACUGUCUGUAUGAAGAAAUCAGCAUUUCAAGUAUCCGUCUGUUUUCACCAUUUAAAAAUGCCACAGAAGUCGCCUACUGAUGAAAAAGACAAAAUAAUGCAAUCACUUGGGUUAUUAAAUCCUACUUAUGCUUUGUAAAGAGUGAAAGACUUGGAAUGGAAAGUCGACCACAUCAGCCAGAUACAGAAUCUUUGCCGCCUUCUGUCAUUACUCGGCAGAAUUCCUCCAUGGUCUGUGAUGGUGAUGUACAGUCCUGUCGAUGUGAAGCUAACAUGGAGGAGUGCAGUAGCAAAUCUGCGAUUAAUUCUCGUAAUGCUUCAUUUGAGAGACUGGGUAGUGUACUGUGUGAAGAAGAAACAUUAAAUUGUAAGACAGAUGCCAACCUAAAGACCGAAAGUAACUGCCAAGAUCUUGCUCAUCCAGCUGGAGAGUGUAAUAAGUAUACAGACUGUCCAUCAAAUCCUGAAGACUGUGAUUUCACCAACAAAAACGCAUUAAAUACGAGUGGCGAGCAUCGAAUAAUUAAGCACAAGCCCAGCUCAAUCACAUUUUCAGAUUGUGAAAUCUCAGGUAGUUGUCAAUCAAGUUGUAGCAAGGAGCUCUUCAUUGAUGAGGGUUCCGAUGCAGAUUCCUCUUCUUCUGGUGAAGAUGACAAUGAUGAUGAUGAUGAUGAUGUUUUCACUGAGCUUCCUCAACAUAAGCAAUUUGUUAUUAGCAGGCACAGAUGGGUAGUGAGACAUGAUAAAAAAAAGAAAAAGUAUGUUAAAAAAGAUUCUGGGGCUUCACAGACAGCCAGACAAGAAGAAAACCAGUCAUUCAGAUCUAGCAGUAGUGAAGCUGAAGAAGAGCUCGUCAUUAAAGAGAAAGAAGAUGUGCAAUCUCCAUGGACUGAAUCAAUGACACAACUUAUGAAGAAACUGGACCAACUGAAUCUUGACAUUGACGAAGCCUUGAGUUCAAACUCUUCUCCAUCUGAAACGCCAGCAGUUCAAAGGAAAAAUGCGUUUGCUCUUACUGUGGAUGCUUCGAUUACACCAGUUGCACAUAAGAAAAGGUUCCCCAAAAAUAAAGGGGGGCAAUGCGUGGACCAGGAUUCAUUAAUGGAGUCAUCACACUCAUUACUGGGGCCUGGAGCCAGACCGAAAGCUAAAGUUCCUCUGAAGAAAAGCAAAGAAAAAGCUGAAAUCGAAGCAAAAGAAGCAUGUGAUUGGUUAAGAGCGGCAGGAUUUCCACAGUAUGCCCAGCUAUAUGAAGAUUCCCAGUUCCCUAUUGACAUUUCUGCAGUGAAGAAGGACCAUGACUUUCUUGACAAGGACCUUGUCGAACCUUUGUGCCGGCGACUGAACACGUUGAAUAAGUGUGCCUCUAUGAAACUUGACGUGAACCUACCAAGGAAAAAAAGUGAAGACUCAGAUGAAGAAGACUUGUUUGCAAUCAGUGACAAAUGGACCUUCCAGAGGAGCAGCAGGAGGUGGUCCCGGCUGGAGGACAUUGACUCCUUUCUAUGCCGGUCGGACAGUCAGGGACCCAAGGGGAUCAUGACCCUGAAGAACACGACCAGCAGUGAGAGUGUGCUGACAGACUUGAGUGAGCCGGAGGUUUGUUCUCUCCAUAGUGAGAGUAGUGGGGGCAGUGACAGCAGAAGUCUAGCAGGCACAGCGAACUCAACCACAGAAGGAUCAGACAGUGCAAGACAGAACUAUGCAGAAACCACAAACAUGCCUGACUCCACCUUAGUCAUAGGCUCCUUACCACAACCACCCAAAGAUAUCUCAAACUGCACUCAUGCACUCAAGAAUGAGCGGAGAACCAGGGCCAAGGACUUUUUAAGGCGAAUGGAAAAUCUGAGAGGCAAAGGCACUUCCGGGAAAGCAAAGUGUUCUGGGAAACCAGACCUGAGCAUGAUCAGUGGGCCAGUCCUUCAACGGGAGCCUGAAUCCCUAAAAACUAUGCACUGUGUGGAUAUAAUUAAUGGUGAUCUGGAUGUCCUACCAAUGGAUGCAUCGCAUCCUGGAUUUCCUUUGCAGUCGAGUAGUGAAAGCAGCCAGUCAGAAACGAGUGGCAGUGCAGUGAGCACACCAAACCUGAAGGAACGCAAAGCUCACAGGGCUGCCCAUAAACGUAGUGGCAUGUACCUGGAAGACAUGGACAUUUUCUCAGGGGCCCACUUGCGAAAAGUGACUGAGCAGAAUCGACGUAACGAGUUCCGCUCCCAUGAGAGCCUGGUUGUGCACAUACCCAAGGACCAUAAGCCAGGUACCUUUCCCAAAGCGUUGUCCAUAGAAAGCCUAUCGCCGAUGGACUGUGGCUCAUCUGUGACUUGGCGCGCCAGUAGUGUUUGCAUAGAGCGGCCAAGGUGUCUACCACAUUCCAAAGAGCUUCGACCCACCACCCAGUGCUGUGCGAGGGGCAGCAGGAUUAGCAUUUAUGACAAUGUGCCAGGCUCCCAUUUAUAUGCCAGCACAGGUGAUCUGAUGGACCUAGAGAAAGAGGAUCUGUUCCCUCAUUUAGAUGACAUUUUACAACAUGUGAAUGGACUCAAACAGAUUGUGGAUCACUGGUCAAAAAAUGUUUUCCCUGAUUUACAGCCUGAUGGAAUGAUUCGUGGAGAGUCGGGGUCCCUGGCUUUUCAGUCGUCUAGCCAAAUUACACUUGACUUUGAAGGGAAUUCUGUUCUGGAAGGUCAGACGACGCCUAGUGACAGGUACAAAGAUGGGGUGUCCCUUAAUGAAUCUGAGACCGUGGGAAUGAGAGAAAGGAGGGACUCAGGAGUGGGAGCAUCACUUACCCGACCCAACAGACUCCGGUGGCCCAGCUUUCAGCUUUCCAACCACCGCAGUCAUCCCAUGGCCUCAUUCCAGAUCAGAAACCAGUGUGCUGCUCAACUCAAUCUGCUGCAGAAAUUCUCCCUUCUUCGUCUAACUGCCAUUAUGGAGAAAUACUCCAUGUCAAAUAAACAUGGCUGGACAUGGUCUGUACCAAGGUUUAUGAAGAGAAUGAAAGUGCCCGACUACAAAGACAAAAACGUCUUUGGUGUUCCUUUGAUAGUUCACGUCCAGAGGUCUGGUCACCCUCUUCCGCGGAGCCUGCAGCAGGCAUUACGCUACCUAAGAAGUCAGUGUUUAGAUCAGGUUGGACUUUUUCGGAAAUCUGGGGUCAAAUCCAGGAUUCAAGCUUUAAGACAAAUGAACGAGAGCUCCCCUGAGAAUGUAAAUUAUGAAGAUCAGUCAGCCUAUGAUGUAGCCGACAUGGUGAAACAAUUUUUCAGAGACCUCCCAGAGCCCCUUCUUACUAGCAAACUGGGUGAAACUUUCCUUCAUAUCUACCAAUAUGUGCCCAAGGACCAGAGGCUUCAGGCUGUCCAAGCGGCUAUCAUGCUGAUGUCUGAUGAAAACCGAGAAGUACUGCAGACCCUGCUGAGUUUCCUGAAUGAAGUGACAUCUGUCGAGGAGAACCAGAUGACCCCUAUGAACAUUGCUGUUUGCCUGGCUCCAUCUCUCUUUCACCUCAACAUACUCAAGAAAGAAAAUCUGUCCCCACGGGUAAUGCAGAAAAAAUAUGCAACAGGCAAGCCUGACCAGAAAGACCUAAAUGAAAACCUGGCAGCAACACAGGGACUGGCUCAUAUGAUCAUGGAGUGUGAUAGACUUUUUGAGAUUCCUCAUGAAAUGGUGACUCAGUCACGAAAUUCCUAUGUGGAGGCAGACAUCCAUGCAUUAACGAUGGAGGAGCUGGGCAAACAGUUGGAAGAAGAAGGAGGAGGAACGUAUCAGAGCUAUCUGGAAAACCUUAUCCAGGCCGUCUUCAAAGAAACAAGAGAGAAAAACAAAGCAUGGGUGUCCUGUUCUAGUACAAACAACACAGAAAUUGCCUAUAAAAAGGUUGGUGAUGGUAAUCCAUUGAGGCUCUGGAAAGUUUCUGUUGAAGUGGAGGCACCGCCAUCUGUAGUCCUUAACCGGGUCUUACGAGAGCGCCACUUAUGGGACGAAGACUUGCUUCAAUGGAAGGUGAUUGAGACCUUGGAUAAGCAGACUGAAAUUUACCAAUAUGUCCAAAAUAGCAUGGCACCUCAACCCAGCAGGGACUUUGUGGUGCUAAGGUCCUGGAAGACUGAUCUGCCAAAGGGUACCUGUGUCAUGGUAGCCAUUUCCAUCGACCAUGAAGAAGCCCCUCCAAUUGGUGGAGUAAGAGCAGUUGUUCUGGACUCCCAGUAUUUAUUAGAACCCUGUGGCUCUGGCAAAUCCAGGCUGUCUCAUGUGUGCCGAGUCGACUUAAAAGGGCGGACAUCUGAAUGGUACAACAAAGCCUUUGGAUAUCUGUGUGCCGCAGAAGCUGCCCGGAUCAGGAAUUCCUUUCAGCCAAUAACUACAGAAGGACCAGAAACCAAAAUCUAGAGGUGAUCCCUUUGGCUGUUUUCCCAGCAGAGAUAACUACUUUAGACAAUGUGCUUCAGUGUGAGCUGCCUGUGGAGGGGAAAAUGACAAGAAAAUAAAUUAAUAAAGAAAUAACUCAAGACUACAGGAAUGUCAUCUUCAGCCAGGCCGCUUGCAGAUUCAUCUAAAAAUUGUCUGAAGUGUGCAAGAGACCUUGGGGCCAUCUCAAGAGAGGAGCUUCUCCCACUCCGUGCUGCUGAACAUAACCUUGUUGUGCAUAAAUUGUUCCUUUUGUUUUUAAUUUUUUUUUCUUGAUUCCAAUCACGAGUGAUGUUAUUCUGCUUUAAACGUUUACACCUCAACUAACCACAUGGCUGUAGACAUGGCAUCUUCAGGCAGGACAAUGCACGUGUUCUAUAGCUCCUCAUCAGUGCAUAGCAGACUUCUAAUCUCUAGUGUUACAGAUCCGACUUUAUGAACAUGAAAUAGAGAUCUAAUGUAGAAAAAUACCUCAGAUAAGCAAGGAGAUAGAUUAAAGGUACAUGGAGUAUACUUUACAAAGAGACGAAGCUAAAGCAAAAGGUUCUUUCAACUGGCUGUACACAUUUAUGGCCUAGUGUAACGGGAACUACAGUACACCCUGCUCUCCAUCAGCUCUGAUCACCAAUGAAAUUGAUGUGUCUGUCUGAUUGUCUUUGGUUGGGUAUAGUGUAUACCCUUAAUGCCCUUUCUUGUUAUUAUAAAUGCUACAAUUUUCAUUAUUAUUAUUUUUGUUAUUGUUAUUAUUAUUAUUGUAUCAUACAAUGUCUAGGACAUUAUCUGUGCUUUGCACAAUAGAGCAAUGAAGAGCUUCUGAGAAGCAUGUUUAUUUUAUUAAUUUUAAAUACAAAUCUCUCUAUAUAUAAAAUAUAUAUAUACUGCAUAACUGUAUAUAUUUAAUGUUUUGUCAUUUUUGUGUUUGCAGAUUUACCUGCACUCUUUGCAUAUUACAUUGUUAUCUUAUUGACUGCCUAGUAUUUCCAAUUGUUAAAAGAAAAUAAAGGAAAAACAAACAUGUAAGCCGGUUUUA
Messenger RNA from Polypterus senegalus (gray bichir), 5651 nucleotides. Its product is annotated as stAR-related lipid transfer protein 13-like. Bases 365 to 4603 code for a protein of 1412 amino acids. Gene Ontology annotation, biological process: actin cytoskeleton organization; signal transduction; regulation of Rho protein signal transduction. Gene Ontology annotation, molecular function: lipid binding; GTPase activator activity; protein binding. The record is from RefSeq and is a predicted model, not a curated record. The transcript is spliced from 18 exons. Lineage: Eukaryota; Metazoa; Chordata; Cladistia; Polypteriformes; Polypteridae.